UCCACAAUCCCAUAGUUCAUCUCGCACGGCUCACCCAACCCCAAAUGGAAAGAGAUAUUCUGUCUCUAACAGGUCAUGUUGACGGCGGCUUCAGGCCGUAUGCGCCAUCGCUUCUGAACCUUGUUGGCUUUUCCAUUAGCAACUGCAUUGGUUCUGAAAAAUAUCAAACCCAACGCUGCAUCUAUAAAAUUUAUGCGACCAGGAUGUCUCCUCGGAGCAGCUACCUUCCAACCAAUCAAAUGGAUUGUGCUGACCAGGGAGUGUCUCAGAAGGAUUGCCCGGCAUAGCUGGUGCAUAUGUACCUAAAAAAUAGCUGCGAGCUAAGGAGGUUCCCCAGAAUUGCGCCAUCGAUCUUAUCACUAC
This is a messenger RNA of Aspergillus welwitschiae, 363 nucleotides long. RefSeq lists its product as uncharacterized. NCBI's taxonomy places the organism in Eukaryota, Fungi, Ascomycota, Eurotiomycetes, Eurotiales, Aspergillaceae. The transcript has a single exon. The record is from RefSeq and is a predicted model, not a curated record. The coding region runs from base 45 to 287 and encodes 80 amino acids.